AUGUCUGGACGAAUUAUAAAUCAGAUUGAUCAAGAGAAUAAUGCCAAUCAUAUAAACAGAACUAAACCCAAACAAUCCAAUGAGAAUAUCAACAUCCGUACCAAAGAUAGUAAUCGACCAUCAUCAUCAUCGGCAUCUAGAAUAACCAGAAUACCACUUGGAGGAAAGAAUACAAAUAACUUAUUAACCUUAAAUAGAUCUAAAUCAUCAUUAGUUAAUAAGAUAUCAAUUCCUUUAAGACAAACUACGACAAAUAUUAAACCACCUGCAUUAACUAAAUCAAAUUCAACUUUAGGAUUUGCACCAACAAAGCCAACUGUCCUACUUGAUGAUCCACAACAACAACAGCAACGGCAACGGCAACAGUUAGUACAACUACAACAACAACAACAACAGCAAAAUGAAUUAACUGAUGUGUCUAGCAAAAGACCCAUAUUAGAUUCGCUUAAUGAAGAUUUGUCAUAUUCAAGAGUUAAACGAUUGAAAGGAGACCAAUUUUCCAAUUUUACUGAUUCAUUACCGAAACAAGACACAGAACCUCAACAACCAAUAGAAGCAUUACCACUGACAUUUACCAAUACUACCGAUCAACUCCAUGAAUCUAAUUUAGUAGAACCCGAUGAUAUAAACAAAUACAAUGUCGAUCCAAUUAAAAAAAGCUUGCAUACUAGACGUCAUCUUGAAGCACAAUUCGAUCAAGAAAUUGAAUUUGCUCCUAAUGUGAGAGAACCUCCUAUUUUGCAUGAACCAAUUGAACCAUUAAGUGAAUCAGAUUUACUUUUCUUUUCGACUCCAAAAACAACCUCGUCCAAUUUCUAUGAAUAUCCUGAUAUUAUAGAAGGGGAAAGAAUUCUUAAUGCAAGUGUUCCUGAUCUUUCUUUGGAAUUGGACUUGGAUGAUGGUAUGAUUAUGGAACCGGAAACAAAGAGCAAUGAAGAAGAUAUUGCAUAUGCUGUUAGCAUUCUUGAGAAUGAAGAAUUAGGAUUAUCUAAAGAUGAGCUUAAUGAUUUAUUAGAUUAA
Molecule: messenger RNA, 1020 nt
Organism: Hemisphaericaspora subhashii
Lineage: Eukaryota; Fungi; Ascomycota; Pichiomycetes; Serinales; Debaryomycetaceae
Exons: 1
Coding region: 1-1020 (339 amino acids)
Source: RefSeq, a predicted model, not a curated record